Molecule: messenger RNA, 1849 nt
Organism: Osmerus eperlanus (European smelt)
Lineage: Eukaryota; Metazoa; Chordata; Actinopteri; Osmeriformes; Osmeridae
Product: C-type lectin domain family 18 member A-like
Exons: 12
Coding region: 116-1453 (445 amino acids)
Source: RefSeq, a predicted model, not a curated record
GAAUGAGCGAAACGAAGAGAGAGAGAACGAACAGGAAGAGGGAAGGAGAAGGAGCCACUUGUCCGGGAGCCACUUGUCCGGGAGAAUUACUUUGGCACUGUGUAUCCUUGUAGCCAUGGGGUUGAUAACGGGACACUGGAGCUUACUUCUGUUUGUUGUGGUAGGCCUUGCUCUCCCGACCCUGCAGUCCCACGCAAGCCAUACAAUCACUAAGAGAGUGGACAGCACAGAAGACUCACCCAGCGGGCUCGGGGUGAAGGAGCAUUUUCAGAUUGUCACGCUGCACAAUAGACUGCGCAGCCGGGUCAACCCCAUGGCGGCCAACAUGCAAAAAAUGGAGUGGAGUGAGAAGCUGUCCCUUCUUGCCAAGGAAAGGGCAGUCUCCUGCUCUACAGAGCCCUCCUCAUUUGAUGCUCCACCACGUCACAUUGGAUGGAACAUCCAUCAAUCGGUCCACGCUGGCACCUCAUUCACUGAGGUCAUUAGCGCCUGGUUUGAGGAAGGGCGGGACUACAUGCACCUGAGCGGCCAAUGCAGAGAGAACAGCACUUGUCAACAGUACACACAGCUGGUGUGGGCCACCUCCAGUCUUGUGGGCUGUGCCAUCCAGCUGUGUCUGCAAGGAGCAGAGCGGCUCCAUGUGUUUGUCUGCGCAUACUCACCUGGGGGAAACUGGGAGGUGAACGGCCAGAUGGUGGUCCCUUACAAGGCUGGCUCCUCCUGCUCUCUCUGCACCUCUUCCAUGUCUGGCUGUUUCAGACUGUGGGAUCAUGUAGGAGGACUGUGUGAGACCCCCAGGAACCCGUGUCGUAUGAGCUGUGGUCCACACGGUCGUCUCAAUGUCUCCUCCUGCCUGUGUCUCUGUAGCCCAGGCUUUACCGGACGCUUCUGCCAGGUGCACUGCAGUGUGCAGUGUGUGCACGGCCGCUACAAGGAGGAGGAAUGCUCCUGUCAGUGUGAUGUGGGCUACGGAGGGGCCGAGUGUGCAGAGAAGCUCAGCUUCCCAUUCCAGCACUGUGAGGUUACAAUAGACGGAGUCUGCUUCAUGGUGUCCCCUGAGACAGAAACCUACUAUGGAGCAAAGAGCCAGUGCCUGGAGCAUGGCGGUGUUCUGGCCCAGAUCCACCACCAGAAGGUCCAGGACAUCCUGGCAUUCUACCUCAGCCAGCUGGAGACCAGUAACGAGGUCACCAACCCGGACUUUGAGACCAGGAACUUCUGGAUUGGUCUGACAUACAAACCAGGGAAGGAUUCGUUUCGCUGGGACACAGGAGAGGCAGCCACCUUCAGCAGCUUUGCCUUUGGACAGCCAGACAACCAGGGCUUUGGCAACUGUGUGGAGCUUCAGGCAUCCAGUGCCUUCAACUGGAAUGACCAGCGCUGCAAAACACACAACCGAUAUAUCUGCCAGUAUGCUCCGGAGCACAUUGCCUUGUGGGAGGCCGGCCGGUAAAGGAGCCUCCGCUGAAGGGGUUCACAGUGGGGUCACAGGGAGGUCAAAAGCUGAAGGAAGGUCUAUCUUAAACAGUACUCUUAGUUGAUCAUGUACAUACUGGACUACCUGCACAUGUGGGGGUUGUAAUAAAGCAAACCCACCAUUAGUUGUGGUCUCCACACAGAGCCAAUCAGAAACAGGACACCUGUGGACAUAAACUACUUUUGAGCCCCAUAGUUCUGUUCUGUUUUGUUAGAAAGUUGUUUCAUCGGCCCUUAUAUUUUAUAUUUGUCUUUGUCUAUUGUUAUGCAUGUAAUGUCACCAUCCCCCAACGGUCACAUCCAUGCAUCGAGAGCUGCAUAGGCCAAUUGUUGUUGCUUUCAAUCUGAUACAAAGUGCUUAGAAACUGAAUAA